This is a messenger RNA of Balearica regulorum gibbericeps (East African grey crowned-crane), 234 nucleotides long. Lineage: Eukaryota; Metazoa; Chordata; Aves; Gruiformes; Gruidae. The record is from RefSeq and is a predicted model, not a curated record.
CCCACAGAAGCUGCUGAUGGCAACUCGACCCUGGGUGGCGGGACGGGCACCAUGGGGCUGAGCGCCCGCUACGGCCCCCAGUUCACUCUGCAGCACGUCCCCGAUUACCGGCAGAACGUCUACAUCCCGGGCAGCACCGCCACCCUCACCAACGCCGCCAGCAAGCGCGACGCCAAGAGCGCCGCCUCCGCGGGAGGCAACAAGAAGAAAUCCGGGAAGAAGGAGAAGAAGUAG